Messenger RNA from Oncorhynchus masou masou (cherry salmon), 2184 nucleotides. Its product is annotated as protein GUCD1-like. The transcript has 6 exons. Lineage: Eukaryota; Metazoa; Chordata; Actinopteri; Salmoniformes; Salmonidae. Bases 364 to 1047 code for a protein of 227 amino acids. The record is from RefSeq and is a predicted model, not a curated record.
GCGCUACCAGCCACCGGAAGUGAGUUUGACUUGCAAUCCUCGUUCGUAUCAAUUAUUUGAAGAAACCCAGCUAGCUAUCUGAACAGAACUAGUUUAGCGAUCAGUACAAGAAAACACUAAACAAUUCACAUGAAUCCACUUUAAAUGAUCUAACAGUUAGUGGGCGAAUUGACUAUUAAGUCGACCAACUAGAUGUAAAUAAUGAUAUGUUCUAGGGUACACUGAUUUGGUUGCUAGCGCCAGGCAGUGCUAGCCAACACCCUCAUGAGGCAAUCCAACUCCGGAGGAUUAACUAGCUACCGACCGUAAGCAAGUCUAACUAGUUUGUGAUUUGCAUCUAGCAGCAAAGAACAAACCAACAGAAUGUCAGAUGAUGCUGUCCUGCUGAAUGUACCCGUCAUUCGGCAGCUGUACCACUGGGACUGUGGAUUAGCCUGCUCCAGAAUGGUUUUGAAGUACCUCCACCCUGUGAGUGAUGAGGAGUUUCAGGGUGCUUGCUGGGAGUUGAAGCUGACGCAGAGUGUUUGGACAAUUGACUUGGCCUACCUCAUGUGCCAGCUGAGGAUCCGGCACCGCUUCUGCACUCAGACACUGGGUGUUGACAAGGGCUUCAGGAAUCAGUCCUUCUACAAAAAGCAUUUUGACACUGAGGAAGACAGAGUCAACGAACUCUUCCUAAAGGCUGAAAGCAAGGGUGUGGUGGUGAAUAAAUGCUCUGUGACAAUUCAGGAAAUACAGGAACAUAUUUACCAGGGCCAUGUGGCCAUAGUGCUGGUCAACGCUGUGGUUCUGGUGUGUGAACUCUGCUCUUCGCCUGUCAAGUACUGCUGUUUCCUGCCUGUGGGCCAGAAGUGCUUCUGCAGGAAGCCAGAAUACCAGGGUCACUUUGUGGUGGUGUGCGGCUUCAACCGGAGCACUGGCUGCAUCUUCUACAACAACCCUGCCUACUCAGACCGCGUGUGUUGCACCAGCAUUAGUAACUUUGAAGAGGCUCGAAUGAGCUACGGAACAGAUGAGGAUAUUCUGUUCAUCUUCAAGGAGAGCUGAUGGCUUAGGGACAAUGAAGAUGCAGAUGGUCUCUACAUCGCUAUGGUGCCCCAUCCUCACUAUGAUGACACAUCAGUGGUCUACAGGUCCCUGAACUGGGACUGCUGGUUCCAGCUCUUGCCCAGUGUUGUAGAUGGUCCCGGGCUGUCCUCUCCAGUGCUAACUGACUGCUCACAGAACACACAUCACUCCAACGUCACCACAACUGCCUCACUUCACAUAGCCCAUGCUAGUCGUCAGUGUGUAAAGGAAUAAUCACUGAAGACAUAAAUAAAGUGUGGUUUAAGUUGGUUGGGGGUCAAGCAGAUAGAUGAAAUAGACUAAAGGAAUUUUUCCUGUGUCCCAUUUUGUUUAGUUUUACUUCAGUUAGUUGAUUCUACCAAUUGACGUGUGAAGGGUGAGCAGUGCAAGACUUGAAAUCCUAUUUCUAAUGCUGGGUGGAAAAAAUAACAUGACACUCAAGUUGAUUCUAGACUUGUAGAGGAGUACAAAACAAUGCACAUACAAGGGCUUAUAGCAACAUGUUGCUCUCUUUGGUUUUGCCUGGUGUCAUGCAAGUCUGAUGGGCCAUGUAUUGCUGCUUUCCUCCCCUUAGACUAGCCUUGUCUUAUUUUAUUAAUAGUUAUUUUGAUACUGUUUGUUGAACUUCAUGUAUUAUUUAGUAUUUUCUAAUAACAUGGAAUAGAGGGAGAAAUUGUUUUUGAAAGACUCAGGUAAUUAAUGUCCAUAGAGUCUGAUGUGUUGUAUUACAAUAGCAAACCCAUGUUACAAAUGUAUUUUCUUUAAUGCAAUACACCUUGACCCAUUUCCUGUUUAGAUCAUAAGAUAUUUUCUGUUGAAAAUAGCAAUCAAGUGGAGGCAACACACAGAAUGACUUCAUUAUUCUCUUUCAACAUUUAUUUUUAUAUUUUGUUAUCAUGGAUGAUGUUAUUGCACUUUGGUUUUUGUACCAGCCAUAAUUAUUUAAUUUUCAUUUUACCAUGAUAACCUAUUUUCCCAAUCUAGAUGGAAUGACAAUGAUUUAUUCCUGCUUGUGUAUUUUUGUUAUGAACAAAUGGAAUGUGUUAAAAUGGCUUUAUUUUUAUGAAAUAUACAAUUCCAUUUAUGUACUGUACUCAUUAAAAUAAUUUGAACACA